Cucurbita maxima (winter squash) is the source of this 833-nucleotide messenger RNA. RefSeq names its product NAD(P)H-quinone oxidoreductase subunit L, chloroplastic. Lineage: Eukaryota; Viridiplantae; Streptophyta; Magnoliopsida; Cucurbitales; Cucurbitaceae. Gene Ontology annotation, molecular function: oxidoreductase activity, acting on NAD(P)H, quinone or similar compound as acceptor. The transcript has 5 exons. The record is from RefSeq and is a predicted model, not a curated record. The coding region runs from base 127 to 678 and encodes 183 amino acids.
UUACCCUGGUGUCCUUUUGUGGUGUGGCCAUGGAGAAAGAAAGAUAAGAGAGAGAGAGAGAGAAGAAAAGGGUAUGAAUUAUGAUGGAGUUGUGGUUCUGGGAGUGAACAGAGUUCAGUUUUGAAUAUGAACUUCUCCCUUGGCCUCCACAUCCCCAAGGCCCUGCCUUCUCUCUCCUCCCCCUUUAAGCUCCUCAAACUGCCCUCCAACUCAACCUCCAUUAAUUUUCAGGUGGUGGCAAGCAUCAGAGAAGACCCCAUUGCCUUUCUUCGCCAAAAGAAAACCAGUUUGUCUCUUCAAUUUGCUGCCCUUUUAGCCACUGUUGCGGAGCCGGCAAAUGCUGUAACAGGGGACAACAACCAUGAGGUUCCACUGACAUGGAUUUUGACACAAUUAGGCAUUGUUGGAUUCUUUUACUUCCUUGUCUUUCCACCAAUCAUCAUGAACUGGUUGAGGAUAAGAUGGUAUAGAAGAAAUUUGUUGGAAAUGUAUGUUCAAUUCAUGUGCGUCUUCCUUUGCUUCCCUGGCAUUCUAUUGUGGGCGCCAUUUCUGAACUUCAGAAAGUUCCCACGAGAUCCAUCGAUGAAGUAUCCAUGGUCGACGCCCCAAGAGCCAUCUCAGAUCAAAAAUGGAUACUUGAAGUACCCAUUUGCCAAGCCUGAAGAUUACGACUGGUAACUAUUUGUAAAAAUGCCUCUUCCAAUUUCCAAAUUCAAACUCAACCUCCCUUCCCACGACCAACUGCUGCCUUUUUAUUCAGCUCAUUAUGCUCUGUAUUUUUGUAUAAUCGAUGCUUCUAAUGGAAAUAUAUGGUCCUGUUGAAUAUUGUUGUU